Molecule: messenger RNA, 2202 nt
Organism: Phoenix dactylifera (date palm)
Lineage: Eukaryota; Viridiplantae; Streptophyta; Magnoliopsida; Arecales; Arecaceae
Source: RefSeq, a predicted model, not a curated record
GGAAAAAACCCACUGUAGCCAUGAAUUCCUAUUCCAUUGCCCGAGCCGGAAAAACGAAUAUAAUUUAACAAUAAAAAGACAAAAAAUUAAAUCAACAAGAACAAAACAAAAAGGGAAAGGGAAAAAAUUAUUAAAGAAAGAGUGGAGUCCAAGAGAAGGAAAUCAAGAUCCGGCUGUGAAAACGAGAAAAGAGGAGAAGAGUCCAAUAUAAGCAAUAUAAUCGACUGAGAGGGAUCCAAAUCUCUUCGCCGGCCGAUUCCAGUUGAAUGAGAUCUGCACAUAUUGGAUUAGUUGGCUAGCACCCAUACAUGUGCAUGCUUUGACUAUACUGAUGCAACACCAACACAACAUCAAUAUGUUCCCCAAGAGCAAUCCUUUUUCUCAGAAGUAAGUCAGUAACUAUUAUCAUUAAUUGUUUUUACUAUCAUCAUUAUUUCCAAUGUCAUUGUUUGGAGUUACCCUGCGUAAAACUGCCAACAUUUACACUGCUCUCAGACCUUUAAAAACCGUCAAGUUAAAAAGUACUUGUCCUGCAUGUAAGCUGGUAAUAGAUGAUAUUUUAAUUGGUUUUUCUUGCACCUUUACCUGAUGGUACCUCUCUAGAAUACUGAAGUUAUGAGAACCAUUUAAUCUGACUUGGUCUUUGCAUAUUAAUAUCCAUUAAAGUCAUCUUGCACAUUUCCUAUAUGUUAUACAUUUUUGUGUUUCAAUUUUUAUCUCCAUGCUAUACAAAAGAAAAAGAUUAUUUUAUACAAUUUUCUUUUCUUGCUCUCUCAUAUGAUUUUACUCUUUUUGUGGAGACAAGUUAGGAAAAGAUUAAACUUUGCUUUACGUUUGAGCUUUCUUAAGAUAGUUUUCUGCACCAAGCUGCCUUAGCAAAACAAGUUUCUUACUGUAGCAUAAUUGUGGUUAAAUAAGGUCAAGUUGUCAAUUAUAUUUCAUCCAACACCUGGUGAUUAUAAGAUGAAAUCAAAACAUAAUGGAACCAUACAAAGAGCUCAAAGGCUUAACAAUGUUCGAGGGGAGGGCCCAACUUGGGUUCUUAUUGCUGGUGGUGCCUUGCUAAGCACACUUUCAAUCAGGCUUGGAUGCAAACUGAAGCAGGUCUUUGAGACAAAGCGACAAUAUAAUGCCAUCAAAGAAAAUGGGAAAUCUGCAGUCAAGAGAUCAGGAGCAUACCAGUUGCAUUCAAACUGCUAUUGCUUUACUCAGGAUGAUGACAACUGUUACCAUUGUUGCUCUGGUGGUGGAAUGGAUAUCAAGCUGGAAUCCAUGAGCCCAAUGUUAAAAGAAGCAGAUCUCUCCCUUUCUCUUGUAAAGAGCCCAAUAUGGACAUCGUCAACUGAACGGAUUGAGCUGCCUCAAAAGCCAUUCCACCUCCCAAACAGCUCAGACUCCCCCUGCAUCUCAGAAUCUGGUUCUGACAUUUAUACCAAAAGAGAAGUGAUUCACAAAUUACGGCAACAGCUUAAGAGACGGGACGAAAUGAUAAUGGAGAUGCAGGCCCAGAUCACGGACCUUCAGAAUUCUGUAAGCACUCAAAUGGCCCAAUUGGUCCAUCUUCAGUCCCAGCUAGAUUCUGCGAACAGGCAGUUGUUUGACUCCGAGAGAGAGAUCCAACGAUUGAGAAAGGUUAUAGCUGAUAAUUGUGUGGCAGGGGUAGACUCCCCUGAAAAGCCUGUGACCACCAAAAGUUGGCAUCCAGAAGCUGUAGAUGGGCAGGGAAAUGGUUACCCUGAUAGUAUGGAUGAUUCAGAGUUGCACUAUAUUGGAUCAGAGAAGGUGAGAGGAGGUGGAGAGAGGGUGUUAGAAAGGGGAGUGGGAGAGCUGAAAGAACUGACUGAGGGGAAGGAUUUCUUGCUUCAGAGCUGCAAGGAGCAGAAGAUGGAGCUUUGCUCCAAGAUCAAGGAGUUGCAGCUAAAAUUUGCAUCACAAUUACCUAAUAUUUUGUAGUACCUUAGAUUUGUUUCUCUUCUUGUUAAGGUUUUGGUGUCUCACAGUGAGAGCUGCUGUCAUCUUCACCUUUUCUUAUCAUUUUAUGCUUGUAUAGGCUUUUGGCACGUGGCUUGGAUUAUUUCUCUCCAUUUGUGUGAAAUUUUUGCAGGAGAGAUCUAAAUAUGAUUUGAGAAAUUUGAAUGCAAACACGAGAAAUCGAAAUGAUGCACGAGGUCAUAUCGGCAUUCUCUCUUUUUAAGUUGGAAA